Molecule: messenger RNA, 639 nt
Organism: Symbiodinium necroappetens
Lineage: Eukaryota; Dinophyceae; Suessiales; Symbiodiniaceae
Source: the annotation of a GenBank genome assembly
AUGUACUUAGUCAUCCACAUAGAUCCCUCUUUGCUUCCAACGACGCACAAGGCAGGGCAGCGUCGAAUAUGUGCCGCAGGUCUUCACGGGAUUUCGGGCGGCCUUUGUUCUCAGGCAGUGCCCAGACGACUACCUUGCGAGUCCCGGGACAGCAUCCAGAAUGUGAAGGGCUUCAUCACCGAGUUGUACGGCGUUCCCUUCUUGCGGCAGAACCUGUACUUCAAUGGCGUUCUCUUGCAUGACGACGGCAUCACCCUGGACUCGCUGGGGAUCGACGACGAGGAUGAGCUCGCGGUGCGCCCCAAGCGCCGCCAGGGUGCGCUGUUGCGCGGCGCGGCCGCGGCGUCGCGGGCGGCGCGUUCGGGCUCUUGGAGCACAGGGGAGGCUCGUGGCAGCUUCGAAGCGCAGAAGGUCUUGCAGCUGCCCGGAGGAGACGUGGCCUUUCAGGUGCCCGGCCGACCAAGCAACAUGUCACUCACCAUGUGCUGCGACGGUCCCGUCCUCCGCAAUUGGGCUCUUCGCAUGCAGUCUCUCUUUCUCGACGGUCGUGCUGAUGCAUGUGCUGUUACAGCUUCCAUUGCACUCGUCCGUAUCAACUGCUGUGCUGUACUGGCUGGACUUCAGAGAACAUUCAGCUAG